AUGCUGUGGCGUACAGCCUGGUCCACAGGGCCAAUAGGACCUAUGCUGUGGCGGACAACCUUGUCCUUAGGGCCAAUAGGACCUAUGCUGUGGCGGACAACCUGGUCCACAGGGCCAAUAGGACCUAUGCUGUGGCAGACAUCCUGGUCCACAGAGCCAAUAGGACCUAUGCUGUGGCAGACAUCCUGGUCCACAGAGCCAAUAGCACCUAUGCUGUGGCAGACAUCCUGGUCCACAGGGCCAAUAGAACCUAUGCUGUGGCAGACAACCUGGUCCACAGGGCCAAUAGGACCUAUGCUGUGGCGGACAAGCUGGUCAACAGGGCCAAUAGGACCUAUGCUGUGGCGGACAACCUGGUCCACAGGGCCAAUAGAACUCAUGCUGUGGCGGACAACCAGACAUUUUGUUGUAUCGUACUAUCUGUCCAGACUUCGUUUUCUACAAGAUGUUUAA
Mizuhopecten yessoensis (Yesso scallop) is the source of this 453-nucleotide messenger RNA. RefSeq lists its product as uncharacterized. The transcript has a single exon. Lineage: Eukaryota; Metazoa; Mollusca; Bivalvia; Pectinida; Pectinidae. The coding region runs from base 1 to 453 and encodes 150 amino acids. The record is from RefSeq and is a predicted model, not a curated record.